GGCAGUUUCGUCAUUCCGGACUAGCAAUUACACUGAUUGGCUACUAAUUUUAGACGAGUGAUUGACAAGUUAGUUGGGUCACACGCGAAUUAGUGGCUUCCCAUCCUGUUCGAAUCCUUCCUGUGGCCAGAGCGAGAAAGAAUUCAUUGGAGAGUGUGUAGGUAACAAAGUACAAGAAUGGGUGAUGUUGAAAAAGGAAAGAAGAUUUUUGUUCAGAAAUGUGCGCAAUGUCACACAGUAGAAAAAACUGGAAAACAUAAGACUGGCCCAAAUUUAUGGGGACUCUUUGGCCGCAAAACCGGACAAGCUCCAGGAUUUUCAUACACAGAAGCAAAUAAAAGCAAAGGUAUUGUGUGGGGAGAAGAAACAUUAUUAGAAUAUUUGGAGAACCCCAAGAAAUAUAUACCAGGAACCAAAAUGAUUUUUGCUGGAAUAAGAAAGCAGAAUGAGCGAUUAGAUCUAAUUGCUUAUUUAAAGAAAUCAACAUCAGAGUGAAAUGUUCUCAUAGAAUGGAUGUCUAUCAUUUUCAGUGGAUAGUAAAGUUCUCAUUGUGGAUAGUCUCAUAGUUGGGUUAUGUUUUAGCAUGUAUCUAGUGUACUAACAGAUUAAAUAAGAAUGCUAUUAGAAGGGAAAGACACUUACUAGUACAACAAACCUGCUCAUAGUUUGUGUUUAAUAUUAAAGGGCAUUUCUUUCAAUCACUUAAAUGUUUUUGAGAGCCUUCCUCUUCAGUCUAACAGAUUAGGUAUUAUGUGCAUGGAAGCAAAUUUUUAUCUGUUUUACAAACCUCUACAACCAAAGUGAUUGCAGAUCUUUCAUUCGGAUAAUAUACAGAAUGCUGUGUUUCUGACUUGUUUUAAGGUACAAUAAAGUCAAAAUGAGACUCAUGAUUCAGAUUGGAUAAUUUAAAAAAAAAACAGGUUUAAUUUUAUUUGUGUUAUCAAAUUGACUUCCCUGUCUACACAUCCUUUAUUGAAGAGUAAACCUAGAUAGGGUCAGGAGCAUGCAAAUGUCUUUCGUUUUCUGGCAGCAGAAUGUGCAACAAUGUAUGAUAUUGCUACAAAUAUUUUUACAAACAGUGCUUCUAUCGUUGCUAAAUACACGUGCAUGUUCCUGAGCUCUUAUUAGUUUACAUAGGUUUGCCCUUCAACAUGAGAUACCAACGGAAAACUGCUAAUUUGAUAAUAGAACUACAUUUUAAAAUGUAAUUUUAUUUAAUAAUGGGACAGUCUAGUCAGUAUUUAAACUUCCAUGAUUCAGAUAGUGCAUGUACUUUUAAACUUUCAAAUUUACUUUUAUCAUUUCAUUUACUUUGUUCUCUUGGUAGUCUUAGUUGAAAGCUAAACCUAUGCUAGAUUCUAAGCCAUUGAAGGCCUCCUCCUAUCUGAAUAAAUUUGACAGUUCUUCUCAGCUAGAGGGCGUUAGUUCAUGUGUGUCAUAUACAUAAUACUGUGCUCACACUUGUGGAGUUACUUAUGAGAGGGUACUGAUUGGCUAAAAUGCAAGUCUGCCAAAAGAACUGUAAUAAGGGGGCAUUAUGCAGCGACUUAGAUACAAGGUAAUCACAGCGGUAAAGAGUAUAUUAAUAUAACAGUGAUGGUUAUGCAAAGCUGGGGAAUGGGUAAUAAAGGGUUUAUCUAUCUUUUUAAAUAAUAAUACUUCUAGGGUAGAGUGUCCCUUUUAGGUUCUAUAAACCAUCUAAACUAUAAAGUUUAAUUUUGACUCUAUGGUCAAAGCUUCAGGCUUUAUUGAAUAUAUCGGGAGUGGUAAAAUCACAUCUGAUCAAGUUAUGACACUGAAAUUAUGUUUCUUAUGCAGACCAGUUAGUGCAUUGAAAACGAUUAUAUCAACAUUUCAAUAACCAAAUCUCUAUAGCUUGAUACUAGCAGUGCAGUAAACAUUUACUACUGACAUUUCAUCUUAGCAAUAGGUAAACACACUGCAUACAAUCAAUAGUCUACUGUUUACUAAGUAUUGUGUAUACUCUGCAUCUCUGUGCUUCACUAACAAACUGGAAAGCUAAAAAAAAAAUCAUUAAAUAAAAUGUGAAAAGUUUAUUGCUUUCCAGUUUCAUAUGCCAAUGAAAGAGCUUGAAAGAAUUGAACUAAAAAAAUGUUGCUCACCUUGUGUUUUGAAACAGACAAUAAAAUGAUGUUACGAGUUCUGCUACAA
Messenger RNA from Bombina bombina (fire-bellied toad), 2172 nucleotides. RefSeq names its product cytochrome c, somatic B. The transcript is spliced from 3 exons. Gene Ontology annotation, biological process: mitochondrial electron transport, cytochrome c to oxygen; mitochondrial electron transport, ubiquinol to cytochrome c. The record is from RefSeq and is a predicted model, not a curated record. Lineage: Eukaryota; Metazoa; Chordata; Amphibia; Anura; Bombinatoridae. Gene Ontology annotation, cellular component: mitochondrial intermembrane space. Gene Ontology annotation, molecular function: heme binding; electron transfer activity. The coding region runs from base 178 to 495 and encodes 105 amino acids.